Molecule: messenger RNA, 2269 nt
Organism: Amborella trichopoda
Lineage: Eukaryota; Viridiplantae; Streptophyta; Magnoliopsida; Amborellales; Amborellaceae
Source: RefSeq, a predicted model, not a curated record
AUCAAAUGCAGUCGGUAAAGUUUGAAGUAAAAGACGGAAGAUAUGCGUUCUUUCGCAUGCGCAAUUUAACAGCGGGUUUUUGAAAGGGGGGAGGGGGGAAGAGAAGCAUAUGGCGAUGGCGAUGAUGGGAAUGCCCCUCUUCAACCUCGCCCCUGCUGUGAAAGUCUCCCGACUUUGCUUAGGAACCAUGACAUUUGGGGAACAAAACUCAUUUCAAGAAUCGUUUCGAAUUCUGGACGAGGCUUUUGCCGGGGGCAUCAAUUUCUUUGAUUCUGCGGAAAUGUACCCUGUGCCUCAAAGGCCUUCUUCUCAGGGGAAGAGUGAAGAGCACAUCGGGCGAUGGAUUAGAAAUCACAAGAUUCCGCGGGAUCAAAUUGUCUUGGCUACAAAGGUGAGUGGACCAUCGGGUCAGAUGACUUGGAUUCGUGGUGGACCUAACUUCUUGGAUGCGCAAAACAUUACAGAAGCCAUUGAUGAUAGUUUGCUGCGUAUUGGUACUGAUUAUAUCGAUCUUUAUCAAAUUCAUUGGCCUGAUCGCUAUGUUCCCAUGUUUGGGGAGACGGAUUAUGAUCCAAAUAGAGCAUUAACAACAGUGCCCAUGGAGGAACAACUUAAUGCACUUGGAAAUGCCGUGUCUGCUGGAAAGAUCAGAUUUGUUGGGCUCAGCAAUGAAACUCCGUAUGGCUUGAUGAAGUUUCUUCAGAUUGCUAAAUGUGUUGGUUAUCCAAAGAUUGUCUCUAUUCAGAAUUCUUACAAUCUGCUUUGCCGCCAUUUCGAUUCGGGCUUAGCUGAAUGUUGUCACCAUGAGAGGGUUAGCUUACUGGCUUACAGCCCUAUGGCAAUGGGUCUGCUUUCAGGGAAGUACUUAUCUCCUGGCGGUGGUCCUUUUGAUGCUCGAAUGAAUUUCUUCAGAGGGAAGUAUCCAGAAGGGGAAUCUAGAUACAACCUUUCGAAGGCUAACAUAAUUGCUGCCACCACAGCAUACAAAAAGAUUGCUGAAAAUCAUGGCCUUUCUCCUGCAUGUCUAGCAAUAGAAAUUGAACUUAGCAGGCAUGGUUUGAGCAGGUUGUGGGACAGUAGAACCAUGUUCUGAAGGUAUUCUUUUGCUUUAAUCUGUUUUGAAAGGGCAGUCGGUGGUGUAACCUCACAGAACCGAUGCUGUGAGGUGCUGGCCUUCUGGAUCUUUUGCUUUCAUAUUUUACAUGUUUAAAUGAGUACGCCAAAGUUAAAGCACAAAAUGCUAUUGUUUCCUUUCAAAUUGUUGGAUAUAAGCUUUCUUGCUGAACUUCCUUGCUAUGUGGUGCAAAUGUAAAGGCCAUUAUUACUUCCUGAGGUUUCCAACCAGCACCAUACUCUACUAUGCUCAAUUCACCAUCCAUGCCUGUUCUUAUUUUGGCUUUAAUAUGGUCUACGAUGACUGCUGUGCUUCUAGAAUUCAUGGUAUUCCAAAGCAAUCUGUGACAUACUUCACUAUACACAAUUGUAUGCUUGGCCAUUUGAGAGUUCCGAUUUGGAAUCGUAUUUUAUUUGUCCCAUAAUUUUGUCCUUUCUCAAUUUGCAGCUUUCGUUCUGAGGCAUCCACUUGUCGGUAGCAUUGUUUUUGGAGCGACCAAAUUAUGGCAGUUAAGGGAGGUGAUGGCAACAUGCAAAGUCAGUCUUACAGUGGACAUACUCCAGGAGAUUGACAAGGUUCAUGAACAGUACCCAAAUCCUUGCCCCUGAUCACCCAUGUCAUUCUGCCUAUUUUGUGUGAUGUGUCACAUGUUAAUUACUUGGACCUUUUGGGUUGCUGUUCAAAUUUUGUAGAGUAUUUUUUGUUGGUCAAUCUCUUAAGAAAGUGGCAAAUUUCUUGUGCUCCUUUUGGGUAUGGGAGGCAUUAUUGUGAUGUUUGGGGCUUUUUCUACGCAUGCUCCACAUGAGUAUUUGGCUAAAUCAGGCUUUUGCUAGUUUCUGUGUAGCUUCCCAGGAAUGUUAUCAUGAUUAGAUGCGUCAUUCUUCGCUGGAGAGACCGGUCAUUUUUGUUGUUUGUACAUUCUAGAACAAACUGAGUUACACUCGACCAUGAUUCCUUUUCAUGAUGUCCAGUGUCCUUGCACUUUUAUCCUCCCUGAUUUUUAUGACAAGCUCAUAAAGGGGCUUUGCUUAUUUAUAUGUUAGUAUAAUUUGUAUUGGAUUGCACAGUGAGCAAACUUUAGGAUUCAAACAGUUGUAUUUAACAUGUUGAAAUUGUUGAAGGAAUAUUUUGAGUGUGGCAAAUUGUCAGAUACAA